UACGGUCGCUUGUUGACUUGUAGAUACUUUAGGAGGUUAUAACUUCGCUUUGAGACUGAAAUCGGUCGUGCUAUGACUUCUUCUUACGUUUUUGUUGAGGGAAAAGACAGCGACAAAGAGAAGGAAGAUUCGGAUUUAGAAAGUGGAAGCGAGGAUGAAGGCUUCGAAGACGCUGAUCAAGAUUUUGAUUUCGUUCUCAAGCCAUCGCGUAAACUUCGCAAUGGUGCGAAGAAAAUGCAAGAAAUGGAAUUUAGAAACGAUCGAUUUCGUCUUAAACAGGACAUAAUCCGAGUGCGUGGUAAAUUUGAUGAGCGUUUUUCUCAUCCUUGGUGGAGAGUGGAAUUCAAAUUGGACGCGUCGAAAUCUUCGACGAGCUUUAAGCACGCUACUUCACUGCCUUCGUACAGUAUUCGAACGGAUGACGAUGUGAAUAAAAGCUUGCUGUCGCAGUUCCUCACCACAGGUUGUGAAGUGAAUGAUCAACACGUCACGAUAUUGCUGGAGUUUCUUGAGAGAAAAAAUUUGAAACCCACAUUUGAGGAUCUGGUUAAAAACUUGGAGAAAUUUGCUGAAACCGACAAAGAGGGUCACGACAUUGCUGAGCAGAUUACAGCAGCGCUGGACCGUAAGCCAACUGGUAAAGCCUUCGCUGUUCCUUUGUUUACCAAGUAUGCUCAUCAGCUGUUUCCUCGUCGUGUUUGUUCAAUCUUUGAGGAAUCUUCUAAGGAAGAGCUGGAAGAGCUUAAUGAGGCCUUAAAUAAAGAACCCUGGGUUUUUGGUUAUUGGAGUGUUCUCAAACAAAGAUUUAAUCUCUCAAGCUGUGAGGUAAAGCUGAAAUCAUUUGAAGACUGCAAUCUACUUGACCAAAUGCCAAUUGCCAAGCAAGAUGCAUUGCACAUAUAUAAUGCCCUUUCACGAUUGCUUCGUAAGUAUGGCCAUACUUAUGUAGAAUUCAAGAUGCUGACAAAGGAGCUAAAUGGAGUCAGAAACUGGAAAAAAAGUCUUGACUAUUUGAGAGAAAUUGAUGUUGUAGGGACUUCUGAAGACCAUCUGGGUGACAAUCGGCAUGUCUUUUUGACACAUGUUCGUCGUUAUGAAGAAGGAAUUGCAAGAAAUGUUGUUGCAGUCAUGGAUGAAAAACCUUGGACAAGUAAUGUGGAGAUUGAUGAGAAAGUAUUUAAUGGUGAUAUAGACCAAAUUCAUGCAGCCCAACUCAUAUCAACAAAGCCAGUUGCUGUGCUCUCAGGUAGGGGUGGCUGUGGUAAGACAUUUGUUGUGUCAGAAAUCUUGAAAAAGGUACUAGAGGAAAAAAUGGAAAAUUUCCACCAAGAGAACCCUGUAAAUUCAUUUGAAACAAAUAUGGACACCUCUGAAGGGCAAGAUAAGCAUGCAAUCAUUCGGGAUUACCCUGAUGAUUAUGAAAUCACUGAAACUGAUCCAGGCAGUAAAGAAGAUGAAACUUCAUCUCAUAAUGUUGACAAGAAACUUAAAGAGGUAAAUGAAGAAGUUUUGCUAACUGCACCAACUGGCAAGGCUGCCUCCAUCCUAGGGAAAAGAAUUGGGAUUCCUGCACACACACUGCACUCAGUCAUCUUCACAUUUCUCCACUGGAAGAAUCAGGUUGGAAAUGUCAAUGAUUGGAAAUUCAGCAAAGUUCAUCUUCUAGUGUGCGAUGAAUGUAGUCUGGUGUCGGUGAGGGUGUUCUACAAGCUGAUCAGCAUUUUGCGUCAGUAUGCCCAUCUUAAACAAGUGAUUCUCUUGGGGGAUGUAAACCAACUUCCAUCCAUUGAGCCUGGGAAUUUUCUGGGUGAUAUCUUCCACACAUUGGAGAAAAAUGGCUUCUGCAUCACUCUGCAAACCAACCACCGAUCAGAUUCAGAGCUUAUUGUUCAAAAUGCUGGAAAAAUAUCAAUGCAGCAGAUGCCAUUUUUUGAUUCAGAAAGAGGUUUCUUCUCAGUUGAAUACAAUUCUAAUGUCGACGGUGAGAGUAUCACUGUCACUGAAAUUAUUAAAGACAUACUGAAAAAUGAGGCAAACCCUUUUAUCCUGCCCAAACCUGAAGACUCUCAAUUUGUUACAUUGCGACGAAAAGACUGUGACAACAUUAAUGAACUAUGUGCUCUCCAUUACAACAAACACUGCAUCAAAGACCACCGUGGGAAACUGAAAUUUGAAAUUGGAGACAAAGUUUGUGUAAGGCGUAACAUGCUGUGUCUUGAUCAGUAUGAAAACAUUGCUCAGUCUCUUCUUCUGAUGUUUACCUCUUUUCCAGGUGGCUCAGAGUGUGACACAAUUGUCUAUGUGGUGGGAAAUCCGUUUUACCAGAACUGGCAGCAUGUGUACACGGCGAUCACCCGUGGCGUGCGGCAAGUUGUAUUGGUUUACAAGCACAUUUCCUUGUCACGUGCCGUUACGUCACUUCCUGUACCGCGUAAGACUAAAUUGAAAGAAGACAUGGUGAAAGCUCUGAGAAACCGAAAUCAGCUUAAUAAGCUUGAUGGGGUGAAGACCAACGCCCAAAUUGCCCCAGAUCGUGGAGAUGGUGUCGAGAAUGCGGUUUCUCUCCUGCCCUCUGAUGACAUGAAAGAGGCCACUGUAAGGUCAGUACUAGAGGCUCACUGCGAAGAUCAACAAAGGGUAUUAGGGGAAUGUUCUUCAGGAACAUCAUCCUCCUUCAGCGCUGCAAGAUGUUCAGAGGAUUUUAGUAUCUCAAACAAAAAUCUGAAUAUCAAAAAUCACCAGAAGGAGCAAGAAGACACGAGCUAUGUCCUUGCUCCAAAUAGAGAUCUAUCAUCUCACGAAUUGGCCGAAGACCACCGUCAAGAAAUGGCUGUGAUUGCUGCAGAGGCCAGAGACUCCCAACAGAUCUCUGGUGGUUCCCCUCUGAAGGUAAAGUGUGGCUUGGAAGCCAUUUUUGAAAGUCCGGGCGGCAAAAGGAAACAUCCAGAAAACGUCAAACAGGACGGCCAGGAUAUCUUGGACUCAAAGAUCUAUCAGAGCCCGACGCAAAAAAGAAAGUACCCUGAAGGCAUCACUCCUUUAUCUCCUCCGCAAACGCCACCUUACCUUGGAAAAUUUCCAUCGUCUCUUUCAUCAUUUAGCCCCUUGAGCCAGACCUCAAGAGAAAUCAAGCAAGCCGCUGAUAAAAAGCCAGCUACCACAGGAACUACUGCAAAAUUCAACACCAAGUGCAAGGUCUGCGGAGGUCCAAUUCAUGCUGGCAAAGACCAAAUAACUCAUCUCUUCGAUGGCUCCAAAAAAACUUGGAUUCACGUUAGGUGUUCAACCAGUGAUGCGCAGUAAGCACCGACAAAAACGUCGAAAAGAAGAUGAUAUCGAGGCUUUUGAGCGAUUUAAAAAUGGUAAAUGAAAUCUGUCCCGUUGGCAAUUGAAGUAGUUAGAAGUUGCAGUUAUCAACUUUCAUUUGUUUUAAAAUGAGACAUGAGUAAGUGCAAUAUAUAGAUUUAGCCAAGCCUAAAAAGCGGAGCUCGCAUUUUUUUCCCCCGCACGUCUUAAGGGCACAACGCCUUGUCCCGGCUAGGACUGGAACCCGGGUCGUCCGACUCGGAGCUCAGUGCACUGACCACUAGACUACUGGACAAAGCCGUGGCGUUGGUGUGCCCGCGGUACAGUUGACCACGCAUGUUAAAAUUAGCAUCUCUUUCUUAAGUCCAAAUUUUUUCGGCUUGAUAGUUUAGUACUAUUUUGUAUAAUUAUGGGGCUUCGCUCUGCGAGCUCCGCUAUAAUUUUUGGAAAAAUUUACGUUGGGUUCUACUGUUGGAGUGUGUUAAGGGUAAUUGUUGUUGCUUCUAGAAAUCUCCAGACUGCUGAGUCAUGCUGACUUGCAUACCGUAGAACUUUCCAGAACAUUUCAUUAAGUCAUUUGUUAUGUAAUAAUACUAAAACAGUUCUUAUGUAAGCUUCUGGAAUGUUCGAAAACACUUUGUGAAUUUAUAUAAAGACUCACUUAUGUGGUAGUGGGAGAAGUUUUUGUUGUCGGUGCGACGAGAGAGAGUUACUGUGGAAGAUUGCUUAUUUCAAGGAACUUUGGAGUCUGCAGUGAGAUUGUGUCAGUGGUGAGCUAGGAUAUAGACUGAGCUGUGCUUAAGUAAGUUUAUUAACGAUAAGUAUUAUACUGCUUUUAGAAGUCGCUCAUUGUUAAGAACAUUACUCGCUGUUUAAUAAAGAAGGUAAUUUAGCGUUAACAACUGAGUUGAAAACGUCAAUUGGCCACCGUCAAGAGUAAAAAAGCUGAUGUUCCGAGCGUUUGCCCUUCGUCAGAGUGAUUGGAGGAAUUGUGGGUUGUGUGUGGGUUUAUAUGCAGAAAGUGGAGCUACGCUAUUGGUGAGAGUGGGAUUGUAGUGUUUUUCUGUCGGUUAG
This is a messenger RNA of Pocillopora verrucosa, 4380 nucleotides long. NCBI's taxonomy places the organism in Eukaryota, Metazoa, Cnidaria, Anthozoa, Scleractinia, Pocilloporidae. The record is from RefSeq and is a predicted model, not a curated record.